Molecule: messenger RNA, 1709 nt
Organism: Arachis ipaensis
Lineage: Eukaryota; Viridiplantae; Streptophyta; Magnoliopsida; Fabales; Fabaceae
Source: RefSeq, a predicted model, not a curated record
AUUUUUUCUACCCCCCCCCCUUCUCUCUCUCUCUCUCUCUCUCUCUCUCUCUCUCUUAAAUGAGCAUAAUUAUUAGCCAAGAAAAGUUUACCCUCUUAAUGAUGGAUGAAUUUAUUUAUUAUAUUAUUUUGUUGACAUAUGCAUGUCUAUUUUAAGUGGUGUGUCUUUGUAUUGUUAGUUUCUGAGGGUGGAUGGAAAGAAAAUGAAUGAUGUCCUAAUCUACAUCCAUCCAUCAGUUGCAUAUCAUUUAAGAUUUAUUUGAAAGAAAAAAAUAUCUUAUAUAAAUUUUUAUUUGAAAUUGGUAUGCAAAACCAUGCAGUCUAUCAAGCCAGAACUGGAAGUGCAAGCUGUACCAAUCACAGAUCCUUAUGGGCCUUCUAUCGUGGAUGCAGAUUUGGAGGCUGUGGUUGUAAGCAAAGAGACAGUACCUGGAGGAUUAGCAGUAAACAGGAAAAGAGCUGAAAGAGGCCUUUCACAGUUAAAGAUUGAAGUUGUAGAUUUGGUCUCUGGAGGUUCGGGUGAAGUUAAGCUGAGUUCAUCAAUGUUAAGGAAGCUUGAGGCUGAAAAAGUCAACCAGCAAAGCACAAUAUCACAGACUGUUUUGAAUUUUUUUUCAAAGAUGAAUGAUCUGAUGACGAAAUCGUUCUUAAGUUAUGUUGAACUGAAGAAACAGGUCAUGAAGGACCUUGAAAAUGAACGUGAUAUUGAAGCAGGGCAACUCAACCCCACACAACUAGAAGACCCUAAUCUCACUCAGUUCUUCCAAGAAGUGGAUGCAAUCAAGGUUGAAAUGGAAGAGAUCACCAAUCUCUUAUUUGAUCUUCAGCAACUGAAUGAAGAAGCAAAGUCCACACACAGUGCAAAAGUCCUCCGUGGACUAAGAGACCGCAUGGAAUCUGACAUGGUUGCGGUGCUUCGCAAGGCCAAGAUCAUCAAGGCAAGGCUUGAGGUCCUGGACCAAUCCAACAUAGCCAAUAGAAAUUUAUCAGAGUCCUAUAAAGAGGGUACACCAAUUGAUAGGACAAGGAGUUCUGUCACAAAUGGUUUGAGGGUCAAGCUUAGGGACAUGAUGAAUGAGUUUCAGUCCUUGAGGGACAAGAUACUGUCUGAUUACAAGGAAGAUUUGAAGAGAAGGUACUACAGUGCGACCGGCGAGGUUCCGAGUGAAGAGGUCAUGGACAAGAUGAUCUCAGGGAGUCUCAAAGUUGAGUUUUUGGCUGGGAAAACAGAUGCUGACAUGGGAACUCAGGUUAGACAUGAGGCUGUGAUGGAUAUUCAGAGGAGUUUGAACAAGCUUCACCAAGUGUUUCUUGAUAUGGCUAUUCUGGUUGAGACACAAGGGGAGAAAUUGGACAAUAUUGAAGAUAAUAUGGCCAGUGCUGGUAACUACAUCCAUGGUGGAACUAAUAGUCUUUACUAUGCCAAUCAGAUGAAGAAGAAGAACCAUAAAUGGUGGUGCUGGGUUUGUGCUGUUGGGUUGAUUGUGCUGUUGGUGUGCUUCAUAGCAAUGUUGACUUCUUGACUGGAGUAAUUUUUUGAGGAGAGAGGUUUCGAGUUUUUGAGACUGUAAAAAGCUCUUUCCACUUCCUCCUAAUGCUUGGUUUUUUCUAGAAUUGUGGGAAUAGGUUCUGUUAAUUCAUUCAGAUUGUUGGAGAAUUAAAUUUUCAUAUUACUAGUACUCUAGUAGAAUUCAUUGACAAAUUUUGGAA